AUUCGACCGUUCGCAUUUGGUCGGUAAAAUUAGAUUAAUUGAAACUAUUGAUUUAGGUACACCCAGACUUUACCGUGUAUCUGGGGGAGGACUAGCAGCUCAGGGUCGCCCGAUAGUGUCAGAUAAUAUCGGGCUUAAUGAGAAAACUCCGAAGAAUUCGAACGGACACGCUGAGAUAACUAACCUAUUCAAGAAACGAAGUUUGGCUUUGAGAGUUUAUUUAAGUCGUGUUAAACCACUUCUGCUUUCAACAAAUAUAUAGAGCAAGUACCUUGAAAUACGCUGUUCGAACUUUUAUACUUUGCACAUUAACUUACGCCAUAAACUGGAUUGAAAACUGUUUGCGUAUACUCAUACCGGAUCGCGUUAAGGCAAUAAUGAAGUUCUGAGGUGCAGAAAAAACCGUUCCAACACUUGGAUAUUUGGCCAUUAUUAAAGAUAAGCCCCAAACAAUGAAGUAAGAAAGUCUACAAUAAUCAAACAUUGUGCAGUCAAAGUAAUGGACAAUGAAGCGCCGCUUAAGUCAACGUUUGAAGAGAAAACGUUUUGUAUGCGCUCUUGCCGUGGGAUUAUUUUUAAUUAUUUGUAUAAUAAAACAAAGCAACCUUCGUCAGAUUACUCAGUCGAAACUUUUGCAGAUCUUCUCCGCAGGGAAACGAAGUGCUGCCUUUUAUAUUUGGGACGACAAUACGACAUAUUCUUGGAUGAAAAGCUUCAAGAGUGGUAACUAUAACUACACAGAGCUGUUGCGACCAAAAGGUGUAUAUAAGGGUAUUCCUUAUUUAGUCGUGGUCGCCUCGGGAAUUAUGAAUAGGCUUCGACGAUCCGCCAUAAGAGAUACGUGGGCCAAGGGUCUUAGGGACAGCGAUGGAGCAGAGGCCGCCGUGGUGUUCCUUCUUGGAAGAUCUGAAAUACAAUACUUCCAGAAAUUGGUGAAUACAGAGCACACUCAAUAUGGCGAUAUAGUCCAAUUCGACUUCAAAGAUACGUUUCGUAAUGCCUCCUUAAAGACAGUUCUAAUGUUGCGUUGGGCCUCUAAAUUCAACCCGACCUAUCUGGUGAAAGCAGACGAUGAUACGAUUGUCAACGUGCGCAAGCUGCGUCUUGAAUUGCAGUCACUUCAGGCGAACUUUUCCAAGCCAGUCAUUGCGGGAUACGAAUUAAUCCACGUGGCUCCGCGUCGUAUGAAGAACGACAAAUGGGCCGUAUCGGAAAAGGAAUAUCCUGACAAGCUGUAUCCUAACUUUGUGUCAGGCUGUCUUUAUGUAAUCAGUGGAAAGGCAUUGGCUCCUUUGUACGAGACGGCAUUGAAUACCCGACCACUUAGUCUGGAAGACGUGUUCGUAACGGGACUAGUAGCGACGAGAGCUGGAAUUCCACGAGUUAGUCUCAAGGACAUCGAAAUUCUUGGCUUGGACGAAGCCUGCGAGAUGCAUGAGAAGCUAGCCGUGCACCAUAUCUCGGCUUCUAGGAUGCGUCUACUUUCGCGCGUUCUUUCGUCUUUUGUACGCCAUUGUACAUCAUUAUCAUGUUCCUGUAUACCCCUGGCGAGCCCUCAAUUAAAGGCAACCUCAAAGUAGAAAUUCCUACCGCCUUUGCAAACUUGGCUGCGAAGUAAUUCAACGUACAGCUGAGGGUAGAUGAGUCUUACCUGCUGCGAAAGCUGUUACUUACGCUACUUCAGAAAUCGUCGUCAACGGUCACGAAAAUGGCAAAGAAUAUCAAUUUGCCCCGAUUGACGUUUUACUCAUCGAGAAAAGAAACUUUGUUCUUAAAUCAAGUAUCCAUCCAACCCUAAGAUGUCGAUUUGAGUCAUACAGACGGAUAAAAGCAGGAUUAUAAUUAUAUACCAAUUUUCUUUGCGUCUUCCCUGUCGUGACGUCGAUCUUAUUCGCCAUCAAAGAAAAACACAAUAGUCACAAAAAACUGGCAGUACUAUACAGCAGGCCAACGAGAAUACGAAAACUCUAUCGGAUGUUGCAUUCAAGGGGGCGUCAAUGCAAAAAAUCCAAGUGUAUUUGCUGUUAUAUAGCCUAAGGUUGUCGUCACCUUUCAUUCCCGACAAAAAACUCUGUUCGACGUUAACAGUCGGAGGAAUACCGUCGGGAAGAAAAAAGAUACAACAGGCGAAGCAAGCAAGUAAAAAUAAUUCGUUUUAAGUAGCAACUUGUUCGCGGAACAACUAAAAAGUUGUUGUAAGAAAAAUUGUUGCAGAGACAAAUACUUUUCCCUUGAACGAA
This is a messenger RNA of Varroa destructor (honeybee mite), 2240 nucleotides long. Its product is annotated as UDP-GalNAc:beta-1,3-N-acetylgalactosaminyltransferase 1-like. The record is from RefSeq and is a predicted model, not a curated record. Gene Ontology annotation, molecular function: hexosyltransferase activity. Gene Ontology annotation, cellular component: Golgi membrane. Gene Ontology annotation, biological process: protein O-linked glycosylation. NCBI's taxonomy places the organism in Eukaryota, Metazoa, Arthropoda, Arachnida, Mesostigmata, Varroidae.